CAACACCGGCUUUUGAAGUGGAUCCUUACUCUCCCUCUCUCAUUUUGCCUCAAUUUAUAAAGUCCAUUCUCCCAUCAAAUUGAUGCACAAACAAAGAUGGCCACAAAUCCCAGCAGCAGCGAGACGAUAAUUAGCUUGACGCUCCUAGUAGACAAAAGCUCAAACAAGGUGGUGUUUGCAGAGACCGGAAAGGAAUUCGUGGACUUCCUCUUCGGACUUCUACAGGUACCUCUCGGUUCCAUCAUCGCACUUCUUCGGGAUAAUGACUUGGCACCUGGGUCAGGGUCCCUGGGCACAGUCCAUGAGAGUGUCCAAAACCUUGACCCCUCCUAUCUUCUUCCAAACCAAACCAAGGAAUCUCUCUUGACCCCUAAACCAGCAUUCGAAUCUUCAACUCUUACCCCUCCAUUACUGCAAAAUUUCGUUUCACCUGACCAACAGAGAAGGACUGAUUCCUAUGGCCGCUCCUAUGGACGUCAAAACGAUACUGAGCCUGGGUAUGUUAGAGGUGUGGUGACAUACAUGGUUUUGGAUGAUUUGACGGUGAAACCCAUGUCAACCAUUUCUAGCAUUACCCGUCUCAACAAUUUAAAAAUUAAAGACUUGGGUUCUGUCCAGGAGAAGAAGGUCGAGAUUGACAUCAAGAAGGGCUUGGAGCUGAUAAAGGUGUCACUCUACUCCACCACAGUCCUGACAGACGUUUUCCUUGGGGUUGAAGUGUUAAAAAAUGAUUUGUAAAAAAUAUUUAAAAGUAUUUUUUUUUUGUUUUUUUAUAUUAUUUUUUAACAUUUUUAAAUAUUUUUAAAAAAUAAAAAAUUUUAAAAUAUUAUUAAACAAAUAUUUUCUUAAUCACCAAAAAAAAUUAAAAAAAAAAUGUCAGCGGGAUAAAUGAAGGGAGGAUCCCUAUCAUUUCCCUUUCAUUGGACACAGGCUGUCAGGGAGAAUCUUUCAAGCCAAUCCCAAGAAGCAUAAAGCUACCAUGCCGCAUAAAGCUAUUAUGGCGCUGGGCGUUUGUAAAUGUAUGGAUACGUGUGUAUGUGUGUAUUUAGCAUGGGUAUGUGUGUAAAAGUAUUUUGCUUGGGAAAUUCUUCAACCAUUUAGAGUACUUCUAUAUGCAAGCACACGGCGCACCAAUAUGCGGACGAAAGAUGACGUGGCAAGUUAAAAAAAGGAGAAAAAAAAGGAUGGAAAAUAAGAAAAAGAGGGAAACGCAGCUUCCUUAAGCUUCAUCGUUUUGUCCCGUCCAGUCCCUGCGAGAGGUUCUUCCCCGACCACGCAUGUACAUUUUCCAGUGAAUCUUCUCCACCAUUUUCAGUGUCGCCACCAACCCUGCUACAUACAAGCGGGUUGCGCACCCGACCCGCAUAUUAAUUGUUAUUUUAAUAUUUUAUUAGAUGUUGUUCCUUCAUCUAUCCAACCAUUCUGCAGCACGCUUCAAGCUCUAACUUUCUGAAGCCAAGCCAACCAUUCUGUGGGUCAGAAUAAAGAAUGAACUGGGAAGACUAGGCAGAAAAAUAUAUUCUUACCUGCAGUAGCGGAAAGACAACCAUACGAAACCUCUAACAGCAGAAGGCAGUAUCUAUAUUAUAUACAGUAGAGCUUGAAGGAAUCGACCUUAACCACUGCUCAACUUUCAUCUCGCAGCUCUUCUACCCUCAAGCAAUAUGGUUUGUUCCAUCACUACCUACACACUAUAUAGCACUCUAAGCCUCUGUUUUAGCUUCCCGAAACAGAGCAUCCACCACCAACUUUUUUUCCGCAACUUCUCCCUCAAGCCGAGCGUAGCCAACCUCGAAGCACCUUUCGCCGUCGCGCAUCAUCCUCCCGAGGUUAGCACUUCGAUAGUUUUUUUCCCUUCUCUCGGUCUGCACUCUAGUUAACUUUCUCCGUCUCUCACUCUAAAAUCAUGCUCUCUAUCUCUCUGUCUUUUGCCACACUAAUAUGCUGUAGCCGAGCCACCCUCUGUUCCAUCGCCGUUGUACUCCAACCAGCCCAGCUCAGUCGCAGUGUUCAUCUUUCUCUGUGCCUUCAUCUUCGAAUGGGUGGGCUGCCGACACCUUUCUUUUUCCUCUGUGAGUUGCUGUGCAAAUUAUAGAAUUUUCAAGUGUGGAUCGUAGCUUUUCCCCGUUUGACUACUGCAUCCCUUUACUCAAACUUUUUGGUCCCUUCUCGAAGAUUAUUUUCCCCUAUAGACAGAGCAUGCAAAUCCUUUAUAUUUGAUAGGGGGAGGAGUCUUCGAGCGUCUCAUUCUUCAGUGAGAGUGAGUGUGGGAGGAGAUUUCGAUGGGGGAGGAGUUUCAAAUGGGGGAGUCUUCGAGCAACCCAGUCUGAAAAAGAAAAAAGAAAGAAAAAUCAAAAUCACUCUCUUCCCGCUCCAGACAAAACGAAAUCACCUGAAACGCACCGUUUCAUUUUUCCACGUCAGUAUUGGUUCGCAAUUGGGUGCGCUGCGCGCCUGCAAGAAGAGUUUUCCUUACUGACCAUUUAAAUGGUUUUGGGAAGAAUAAGAAGAAUUUCUGGGCUGUGUGUAUGUAACUAAUAACUAUAUCUGGGUUUUACUAAAGCUCAGAGCUAUAUAUUUCCUAUGAUUCUCCAUAUGAUUAAUCAUUCAGGUAAUUCUUUAUCA
Messenger RNA from Carya illinoinensis, 2625 nucleotides. RefSeq lists its product as uncharacterized. The transcript has 2 exons. NCBI's taxonomy places the organism in Eukaryota, Viridiplantae, Streptophyta, Magnoliopsida, Fagales, Juglandaceae. The record is from RefSeq and is a predicted model, not a curated record. The coding region runs from base 97 to 738 and encodes 213 amino acids.